GCGGGGAAAUGGGUACCAUAACAUGUGGUGGCAACUGGUGGUACUACGUAUGUUUGUAAACAUUAAAACAAUACUCGCUCUCAUAACUGCGUCACAUCUGCGUUAGCAAAAAACUAAUAAGAAACUUGUGAAGUGGAUGGAUCCCAGCAUGACCACUCCAGGGAUUUUUUUUUGCGAUAACUCUUGUAAGUGGGUCUUGUCACAUAAACAACGUAAUAUAUUAUUACUGGGAUAUGGGAAAGGUAUUCAGUAAUCAGUUCGUGAAUGUGAUUUGUCGUGGUUUGUGCUCAGCGGUGAAUAUUAGUGUUACAAUUUUUGUAAUUUUACACAAUUAGGUAAGUCUAACUCUUUGUUUAUGAAGGCGCUAGUUACAAUAUACCUAUGCAUUAAACAUACUGGUUUACUCACAAAAUAUUGUGUAUUUUUCAGUUGAAAAAAAUGGAACACCGAGUUUCCAAGACUCAAUUAGAGGACCUCCUUAAUUAUUUAAUGGAGCAUCAGGCUCUGGCUAAAGGCAUUGGUUUGGGUCCACGGUCAAAAGAAACAGUCGAUCGCCAGUGGGAAGAACUAGCUUCCAAAUUAAACGCCCAUGGCAGUGGUGCCUCAAAAUCUGGAUAUCGCUGGAAACGUUAUUGGGCUGACCUGAAGCAUAAGGUAAAGGCAAGGGCAUCAGCCCAAAGACGGGCAGCUUCUGGUACUGUUGGUGGGCCGGGAUGUAAGGACGACUUAUCAGAAAUUGAUAAAAAGGUGUUGGCCAUUAUUGGAGAGGCUGCUGCAUAUGGUGAUACCCAGCAUAGAGUGCCAGCAUUUCCUAUACCAACACCAAGUACCUCCUCGGCCAUCUAUGAGGAUAUCGCCACUGAAUGUGUAGAGAUAACCAUAGAGUCUUCUCCACCACCACCAGCCAGUGAAAGGCUAAUAGAUAUUGGGCAGACCACAACGCCAAUAUCACCAUCAACGAGAGGAAAUACUGGUAAAGUUUUUUCAGAUAGAGUGCAGGCACCAGCUUCUACUGACCCUAACAGGACGUGGGGUCCUAGAUCAAAUGCUGAUAGUCCAGUGUCACGGCGACUACCCAGGGGCUCUGUUAGGAGGCGAACUAUAUCUGAUCUCAGGACUCGUCAAAGAGUUGACCCGUCUUGGAUCGUUGAUAUGGAACAUAGACGGAUCGACGCGGAGCAGAAGCUGGUAGAUGCAAUAAUGAUAAUUGCAGAGGCUAGGAGGGACGAGUUGGAUAUAUCGCGCAGACAGCUAGCCCUUACAGAGACUCUGGCUCAGGCGCUGCGCGAACUGACCAAUGUGUUAAAAAAUUGUUUAGGGAAUAAAUAACAUUGUUUCA
Colias croceus (clouded yellow) is the source of this 1339-nucleotide messenger RNA. RefSeq lists its product as uncharacterized. Gene Ontology annotation, cellular component: nucleus. The transcript is spliced from 6 exons. Lineage: Eukaryota; Metazoa; Arthropoda; Insecta; Lepidoptera; Pieridae. Bases 439 to 1329 code for a protein of 296 amino acids. The record is from RefSeq and is a predicted model, not a curated record.